AUGAUGCAGCUCUCUCAAAUUUUAAGUUUAUUCGGUGCUGGCAUUGGCGUUGUAACAGUUGUUUUGGGCAUUGUGGCCCUUGCUACUCCAAGUUGGAUUAUUUUAGCUGCUCCACCGGCGAUAAACUCUACUUAUAGUCUGUUUCAACGUUGCAAUGAAUCUUCAGUUCCACAAUUAGCCGGUAUAGUAGGAUGCGCGAAACUGAAUGGCUUCCAAACACCUCAGGGCCUUACGAUUAGUGGUGUUAUCAUCGUUGUGCUCGGUAUUGCUAGUUCAAUUCUUCUAGGCAUGUUGGACACUAACAGAUAUAUUAAAUAUGUGCCACACUUUCUACUCGUAACUGGGCCCACUCUUAUCCUCAUCGGAGUUCUCUUUUAUGUAAAGAAUGUGCUAGCGAAUUUUACUGCAGGCUCAACUAAGCUAGAUUUGGGCUACAGUUUCAUUUUGAUUGUGAUUACCUGUAUUAUCGGCUACAUUUCUUCGGCUUAUUUUGGAUUCGUCACUGGUCUUGCCGAGGGUUAUUAUCGUGCAGGUCUUACCAGUCAUUCACAUAAUUGA
Messenger RNA from Rotaria socialis, 558 nucleotides. The record is from the annotation of a GenBank genome assembly. NCBI's taxonomy places the organism in Eukaryota, Metazoa, Rotifera, Eurotatoria, Philodinida, Philodinidae.